Molecule: messenger RNA, 1263 nt
Organism: Drosophila nasuta
Lineage: Eukaryota; Metazoa; Arthropoda; Insecta; Diptera; Drosophilidae
Gene: E(spl)m2-BFM
Product: Enhancer of split m2, Bearded family member
Exons: 1
Coding region: 124-801 (225 amino acids)
Biological process (GO): Notch signaling pathway; sensory organ development
Source: RefSeq, a predicted model, not a curated record
AGCAGCAUCAGAAACCGAACGACUCUCGCGAGGUGCGCACACGCAACGCUCGCUGUCCACAACAGUUACAACAAUAAAUAUUUAUAAAUAAACUACGUUUAUACAUACAAGAAAGCUAUCGCCAUGUAUCUGGAUACGAAAAACUUGACAGCUAGCAGCAACAACAUUUCAACCACAACAGCAAUGGGUUCAAUGGAGCCAAAGGCAACACGACGCAUGCGUAAAGUUUGGCAGCCACUGCGCCGACUAUUGACUGGGGGCGGCAAAAGUAAAGCGACGACACAACCGCAUCCCAACAAUGUGGAUCUCAAUAAUACACAAAUGCUGCUGCUGCCGCCGACGCCACUUGAGUUGCUGCACAUCGUCGACGAGAGCAACGAGAGCAAAGCAACGCCCCAAGAGUCUAUCAACAAGUUUGCCGAGACAGUGCAACUGCAGGUGCAGGAGGAGUUGACACAGACACCACCGCCGCCCAAUACGCCCACACUGAUCAGCAGCGUCUAUGUGGAGAAGGCCAGCACACAGAGCUGCAAUGCCUGCCAGCAUGGACGCAACUGUCAGCACAGACAUCACAGCAACACCAACAGCAACAGCAGCAACAGUCAAACAACACAAUUGCUGCCAUCGCAGUCGCUGCCAACGCCAACGCCAACGCUGUGGGAUCUGCAAUUGCCAUUGCAGUACAUCAGCACCGACAAUGGCACAUUCUUUUGGGCUAAUACACAGGAGCGCGUGGACGAUGAUCUGCUGCACGCCUGGCUCUGUCAAAGCUUUAGCCAAUUGCCUGGCACACUUUGUUAGCCACGAGAGUCUCAACGUGUUGUGUUUUUGCCUUAGCCCCCUUAGCCUUAGCCGGAUAACAGAUCUCAUUUUGGUAAAUGCUCGUGACUGAACCUCUCUCUCUCUCUCUCGUGUGACGCUUAAUUACUUAACUAAGCUCACACGAGUGUUGGGGAGCAGCAUGGUGCAUUCCCAAUUCUCUUAUUAGUUGUAUAUUUUGUUCACACAAUUAUUUAUUUCCUUUUUGCGCAAUAUUUACUUUGUCAAUGUGAUAUCGAUUUGCAAAUAAAUGAAAAACUAUUGUACUGCAGUUAACACGAAGUUGUAAAUUAUUUGAAUACAAUAUAUUUACUUUGCUGUCUACAGACAUAUGUAGGUGACUGUUGCACAGAGUUCUUGAAAUAAUGACGGAGUUGUUGACUUCGAAGGUAGAACUUUGACUUUUAUAUAAUAUUUACUUUGUCAAUAUCGAUUUACAAAUAA